GCAGUAGCAGCAGUAGUAGUAGCAGCAGUAGCAGCAGCAGUAGUAGUAGUAGUUGCAGCAGUUUCCCUGCCCAUGCCACACUUUAUAUUUUACUCUUGAAACAACGACACUAACACCAGCAGAGCUGUUCACAUUGUGUUUAAUAUCUCGGCUGUUUGUAUCAGCUGCAGUUCCUGACUCUUCCUGUUUGUGCUCCGUCAGACCUUUCAGAAACCAUCCUGCACUCGAUGCAGCGAAGCCGCCGCCUCCUCUUCGUCCUCAGCCCCGACUACCUGGCAGAGAAGAGCUUCAGUCUCCUGGAGUGUCGUCUGGGUCUGUACCUCCAACAUGACCACCAGGCCUCCAUCGUUGCUGUUGUUUUGCGCUCGAUCAGUAAACUGCCCUGUGUGGAGGUGGCUCAGCUCCGGCAGGCCGCCACCACCACCGUGACGUGGCGAGGGAGUCGAUCUGAACCGCGGCGGUCCCGCUUCUGGCUGAGGCUGAGGCUGGCGCUGCCCGUCCGGCCGCUCUCUAUGGGCAGGAGGUUGAUUGACAGCACGUCGUCUCACUCGGACCUCGCUGCGCUGGCGCUGCACAGAGCGCAACGGGUCCAGAACCAGAACCAGAAAGAAAGAGACAAUCAGAACCGCGGACACAGGCGAGCCCCACCCAGAGGGAGGGGCAGAGUGAAGAGGGGGGACACAUGCAGGGAGGGGUGGUCACACACUACCAGCUGCUCAGGGUGCACUUGGGUUAUGGGUCAGGUGCAGGACAGGGGGGCGGGGCUUACAGUGGACACGGAGAUGCAGCAGGUGUCACAUGACAGGACUGAGAUUCGGUCAGACCCUGUCCCUGAGACCGAGCCCGCCCCGAUGCCAGCCUCCACCCAUGACCCUCACUCAACUCCUAACCCCACCCCAGCACCUAACCCGGCCCCUGACUCCACCCUCCCCACCUGCCAGCAGGUGAUUGGCUCCAGGACUCCUGAGUCAGUUGUAAAAAGGGAGGGGCUUGUUGUUAAAACGGCACUAAUCAGCUAGAAUACAGAGGACUAACACCAACUGAGCCUUUGACUGUUUCUACUCAGACUUUGAGUGACACUGCAUUUAGUAAUAUGGAGACGAAACAGACGAAACAAUGUCGUGACAAUCGAUGGUUUUAUCCCGUGUGUCAUCACACGCGUUUCCAUUAAAUCCAAGCUAAUUUUAAACGAACGUUUGAAAUGUCACAAAAACUAAAGGUGAAGGAUGGCGAGCGCUGAUCGGUCACGUCUCUCCGCCGAGUCGCAGCCAGAAAAUAUGACAAUAUUUGUCCAAUCUGACGCAGCGACCAUCAGAAAUAUGGUGUGUAGUCCGACCCGGCGUAACGCUCACCUGUUCACAUUUCUCCUGUUAAUUAUAAAUAAAAAGAUAAAGUGUCAUGUUUGAUUAUUUCAAAUGGAUCCAGGAUAAAGUGGUGCUG
Cottoperca gobio is the source of this 1440-nucleotide messenger RNA. RefSeq lists its product as uncharacterized. The transcript has a single exon. Lineage: Eukaryota; Metazoa; Chordata; Actinopteri; Perciformes; Bovichtidae. Gene Ontology annotation, biological process: signal transduction. The record is from RefSeq and is a predicted model, not a curated record. Bases 228 to 1019 code for a protein of 263 amino acids.